AUGUACCGCACGGCUCUCCGCCCUUCGCAAAGCGCAUUGCGCGCAAUCCGGCCCACCACCACCUCCUCCCCGUCGGCCCUCGUCUCCUCUACUGCCCGCCGCUUCGCCUCCACAUCCGCCGCGCCCAAGAAGAGCACAUGGAAGGGUGCCGCCGUACGAUGGGGUCUUGCCGCCGCUGCCGUCUACUACUACAACACCAGCCCCGUCUUUUCCGAUGAGCUUCCCGAGACCGCCGGUACCGCCCCCUCCCAGCUGACCGACGCCGACCUUCCCACUGUCGAUGCCAUUGUCGAAGAGAAGAGACGCCAGGCCGCCGAGCAUGCUGCCGCCAGGAAGGCUGCCCAGGCUGCCGCCAAGAAGGACGCCACCCCUGCCACACCUUCCGAGUCGGUAGAGGAACAGACCACCAAGGUCGAAGCCCAGGCUGAGGCCAUCCCCGAGGGCAAGUCCAAGCCCAAGUCCGAGUCAAGCGAGGGUGCCAUCCCCGAGGCUGGUGCCUCCCCUGAGGCUCUCCAGCAGGAGGCCGAUGCCCAGGGCGCCUUCAACCCCGAGACCGGCGAGAUCAACUGGGACUGCCCGUGCCUGGGUGGCAUGGCCCACGGCCCCUGCGGCGAGGAGUUCAAGGAGGCUUUCAGCUGCUUCGUCUACUCCAAGGAGGAGCCCAAGGGCAUGGACUGCAUUGACAAGUUCUCUCACAUGCAGGACUGCUUCCGCAAGUACCCCGAGAUCUACGGCGCCGAGCUAGCUGACGAUGAGGCGGCUGAGAACGGCUCUGUCCCUGCCCCUGCCGCCGAGGGCACCCCCGCCAAGGAGGAUCCUGAGCUUCCUGCUGCCGCCUCUCCCGUUGACGACGCUCCCUCUGAUAUCCCCGCCUCUGCCAGCGAUGCCACCACCGAGAAGACCUCCGAGGUCGUCCCCACCGCCGCCCACGAUGCUACUGCUGCCAACGGCGACAAGAAGCAGCAAUAA
This is a messenger RNA of Sordaria macrospora k-hell, 969 nucleotides long. RefSeq lists its product as uncharacterized. The record is from RefSeq and is a predicted model, not a curated record. Gene Ontology annotation, molecular function: protein-disulfide reductase activity. Gene Ontology annotation, biological process: protein import into mitochondrial intermembrane space. NCBI's taxonomy places the organism in Eukaryota, Fungi, Ascomycota, Sordariomycetes, Sordariales, Sordariaceae. Gene Ontology annotation, cellular component: mitochondrial intermembrane space.